Pseudoliparis swirei is the source of this 1833-nucleotide messenger RNA. RefSeq names its product NOP2/Sun RNA methyltransferase 5 (gene nsun5). Gene Ontology annotation, molecular function: methyltransferase activity. Bases 175 to 1737 code for a protein of 520 amino acids. NCBI's taxonomy places the organism in Eukaryota, Metazoa, Chordata, Actinopteri, Perciformes, Liparidae. Gene Ontology annotation, cellular component: nucleolus. The transcript has 4 exons. Gene Ontology annotation, biological process: rRNA base methylation. The record is from RefSeq and is a predicted model, not a curated record.
CUCUGCCAUGUGCAUGCGGGAGCGAAGUAGCGAAGCUGCUUUUUCUAACACGUUCGUGAGAAAAGCAGAGCCGCGUGUCGCCGCUCGGGACGAGGGCUGUGCCCGGACUGUUGUCGAGAGGAAAACAACCAGCAGGUAGAAACCGUGACGUAUCCAUAACAGCUCGUGUUCGCCAUGGCUCUGUACGUGAAAGCUGCCGAGAUCCUGGAGAAAUCCGAGAUGAAGCAGGCCGCCUUGAAAACAAUGGUUUACGAGAGCAAGUUUUCAAACAUCAAGCAGCUCUUCGCUCUGGUGUGUGAGACCGAGAAGUUCUCUUCCGUCCUGGAGGAGAUCAUCGAGUCCACCAAGCUGCUCAAGCAGGCCAAGCUGAAGAUGCCCCUGGCCAAAGUGCUGGUCUACGACCUCCUGAUCGGCCGGGGGCUGAAGUGCGGCGGGUCCUGGAAGACUGUGAUGCUGAAGCAUCGCUCCAGGCUGCAGGCGGCGCUGGCCCGCCUUAAGGUGAAGCAGAAGGUCAGCAAGAACGAGGACCUGCUCCCGGCCAGCGUCCAGAAGCUCUUCGGGAUCCAGCUGCCCAGGUAUGCGCGCGUGAACACCCUGAAGACCACCGUGGAGGACGCUGUGGACUAUCUGAAGAGGGACGGCUUCUCCUACCUGGGCCACGCCUCUAGCCUGGGCGACUUGACCCUGAGGAAGAAAGACUUUGUGAUCGACAUGCAUCUGCCAGAGCUGCUGGUCUUCUCUCCUAAAACUGACUUUCACGACCAUUUCCUGUACAAGGCCGGACACUUCAUUCUGCAGGACAAAGCCAGCUGCCUCCCGGCGUACCUCCUCAACCCCCCAGUCGGCAGCCAUCUCAUCGACGCCUGUGCUGCCCCGGGCAACAAGACCAGCCACCUGGCUGCCAUCAUGAAGAAUAAGGGCAGACUGUUUGCCUUUGAUUUAGAUGCCAAGCGUCUGGCCACCAUGUCCACUCUCCUGCUCCGAGCCGGGGUCACCUGCCAGCGGCUGGCCAACCGGGACUUCCUGACGGUGGACCCCGACAGCCAGGAGUUCAAAGAUGUUGAGUAUGUCCUGCUGGAUCCGUCCUGCAGUGGAUCAGGUAUGGUGUGUCUCCGGGACGACGCGUCCUCUGUGAACCAGGACACGGUUCAGGCGCGUCUGGCCUCCUUGGCCUCCUUCCAGCUGCGCUGCCUGAACCACGGCCUCAAGUUCCCUCGCCUGAAGCGCCUGGUCUACUCCACCUGCUCCGUCCACCGCCAGGAGAACGAGGACGUCAUCGCGGCCUGUCUGCAGCAGAACCCGGGCUUCAGGCUCGUCCCUCUGCUGUCUGAGUGGCCAGAACGAGGCCUGCAGCCACUCCCGCAGUGUCUUCGCGCCAGCACUGCCAAGACUCGCACGCAAGGCUUCUUCGUGGCUUUGCUGGAGAAGCACAGUGGGGCUGGGAGUCUGAGGCCGGAGCCAGCGGUUCAGAGAAGCAAGCCCGAGGCGACGCCUCUCGGCCCGUCCAGCUGCAAGAAGAGACCUGCCGCUUCAGAAGAGUCUGGAGCUUCGGAGACAGAGGAGAUGAAAGAGGUGGAGGAGAUUGAGGAAACAGAGGAGAAGGAGAUGGAGGAGACAGAGGAGAAGGAGGAGACAGAGAAGACCCCAAUAACUGCAGCGGGACAGGCCGACGGUACACCUGGGAAGAAGAAGAGAAAGAGGGGAAAGAAGAAGAAGAAAGCAGCAGCAGUGGAGUGAUGCGAAGUAGAAUGGGACUGCCACAGCAUGCUGUCUGGAAGCAAUGCUUUAUUAAUAUCUAUGUGUGAUGAAGAGUAAAGAUUACUUUUUACUGCG